Daphnia carinata is the source of this 426-nucleotide messenger RNA. RefSeq lists its product as uncharacterized. The coding region runs from base 16 to 408 and encodes 130 amino acids. Gene Ontology annotation, biological process: hemocyte migration. The record is from RefSeq and is a predicted model, not a curated record. NCBI's taxonomy places the organism in Eukaryota, Metazoa, Arthropoda, Branchiopoda, Diplostraca, Daphniidae. Gene Ontology annotation, molecular function: growth factor activity. Gene Ontology annotation, cellular component: membrane. The transcript is spliced from 2 exons.
UUUGCCGAACUCGCCAUGUCCUUGUCUUCUGUGUGCAUUAAAGUCAUUUUCAUGUUCUUGAUGAUUAACCAUUCGGCCAUUUUACUAAGCGAAGCCAAUAGCAUCGCACCGGUAACGAAGCAACCGUUUAACGAACGAAGUUGCAGGAAACCGCAAUCACGAAUCGCUUACCUGGAAGAUGAAUAUGCUGAUUACAAUUCAGCGGCUAUUUACCUGCCUCACGCAGCCAUCGUGCAGCGGUGCGAUAAUUCCAUCGGAUGUUGCAAAAAGGGCCUUCGUUACGUGUCCACCAAGGAAGAGAAAGUCGCCUUCGACUUCCAGGAAUUCCUGCAUGGCAACAAGACAAAGAAAAGAAUUUUAUUGACUCAUGAUUUGCAUUGCGAGUGUCACAAUUUGUCGCACCAAUAGUUUUAUUUUUAAUCGAAU